This is a messenger RNA of Dimorphilus gyrociliatus, 1479 nucleotides long. Lineage: Eukaryota; Metazoa; Annelida; Polychaeta; Dinophilidae. The record is from the annotation of a GenBank genome assembly.
AAUAGUAGAUAUGUACUCACGAGACGGCCAUACACCUUGUGUUAUUCCUGAUAACAUAGGCAAAAUAUGAAAUUGGAAAUUUCGUAUAUUAUUGUUCUCAAACUUUUAUUAUUAUUUUCCCACAGAGCUGUUGGAGAUGAAGAAAGUGAAAAAAUGAUGUUAGGAGGCUGGGUAGAUGAUGUGGAAACUUCAGAGAGCGAAGAAUUAUACGAGCCAGCUAUAUCUGAUGAAUUUUUCGACGAACUUCGACUUGAAAGGAUGAAUAAUGAUUUUAUCAGUCCUCCUCUCGAUAAUGAAGUUGAACGAAACGCUGUUGCUGAAUGGGAAGAGCGCUGUGUAGUUUUGGGCGAACUUUUUGUUGAUAUAGCCCUACAAUAUAAAAAUUGUGGUUUUAUGAUGGGAUUGGAUUUUAUAAAAACAAUGCUACUAAGGAUGGUUUCUUUGGAAAAGUAUAGCGAAAGAAUGAGGACAGAAGAAAGAAAAUGCUUAACGGCCUUUAGACACCACAUCGAAGAUGUAGUCACUCAUGAUUUGUCAAAAUUUUCAAUACCUAACACAGAGACGAAGCCUGUAUAUACAGCAAUAGAAGCUAUUAGGGAACAAUGGAACAGUGAUUUAAGUAUCAAGGACGCAGAGGCUUUAUAUAGGACGUCUCUUGAAGAUGUACUACCAGCAACUUGCAACGAUACUUUUCCAAUGAUGAAAGCUUUCAGAAAUAAUUUAAUAGGGAUUCAAACUAAUCUCGCAAAGCCUAUUCGUAUUGGCCAAGAAAAACUACCAAUAAAAUACACCAGUCAUAUGGACAAGUUUCAAAAAAUUACCCUAGCUUCUAAAUUAACUUCAAUACUAAAUAGAAUGAGAACUCAUUUAAGAGAAGAGAUUACCAAAUUAAUAGUAAAUCUUGAAUCAACAUCAAAUGCUAUUGGCGAGAUGAAGUUGGCCGCGAAGAGCGCCCUCAGGGGUCAAAAGUCUAUGUCGGAAGAAAUUAUAAGCGAAAUAUUGAACUCCGCCCGUCAAGUUAUCUUAAAAAAUUGUCGAACAAACUCAAUGCUAGAUUGUUUUCAACUAAAUGAAUUCUCCGAGCAAAUCUUUCAUUUAUCAAUAGACAAAGUACAAUCAAAUUCUUUCCUCGACGAUCAUCUAUCCCUAAUGAAAAAGUCUUUCCAUGAAGAAUGUAAAAGUUUAGGUAAAAAUUGCUGGAAGAGCGGAGUUAAACAAAUGAUUAUCGACAGAUUAUUUAUCCUUAUUGAAUUGAGAAUCGAAAAUUCAGUUUCGGAAGAUCAGGUUGUGGCAAUGAUAAACACAUUAGGCAAAGACUUUGACGAUUUAAUCCUAAUUCAAUUGACCGAGAAAAUUAAUAAUAUAGCAAAGUUAAUUGUAUCAAUAGUUAAAUUUACUAGAAUUCAUCCACCUUCUACAUUUAAACUAUAAAAUAUGUAAAUUAAUCGUAACUUCUGAAAAAUACAUUCUGAAAUUCUU